This is a messenger RNA of Guillardia theta CCMP2712, 323 nucleotides long. RefSeq lists its product as hypothetical. The record is from RefSeq and is a predicted model, not a curated record. NCBI's taxonomy places the organism in Eukaryota, Cryptophyceae, Pyrenomonadales, Geminigeraceae. Bases 36 to 257 code for a protein of 73 amino acids. The transcript has 3 exons.
AUGAGCGAGAUCUGGAGGAGGAGGAUCAGCUCAGCAUGCUGCACAUGGGGGCAGGGCGAAACAUCAGCGUCUCCUCCUUCAGCAACCCGCACAACGACAUCCAGGGUGCGGUAGGACGCUUUCGUCCUCCUGGUCAGAGAAUGGGCGUCGGGCUGGUGCUGCGGCGGGAUGGGAAGGGGGCAGGGCGGCAAGCGAACCCGGACCUGCAUGUGUCUGGAGGAGGCUGGAAGACUGACGCGGCAAGGAUGCGGAACUGAAAGCAGGGGGUUGUGAAUAGCAGAGCAGGAGCACGAGGUGUAAAUUAAUUAACGUAAUUAGAGGCC